This is a messenger RNA of Sycon ciliatum, 2287 nucleotides long. Its product is annotated as ELMO domain-containing protein 2-like. The record is from RefSeq and is a predicted model, not a curated record. The transcript is spliced from 9 exons. The coding region runs from base 426 to 1358 and encodes 310 amino acids. NCBI's taxonomy places the organism in Eukaryota, Metazoa, Porifera, Calcarea, Leucosolenida, Sycettidae. Gene Ontology annotation, molecular function: GTPase activator activity.
CUGGCUAGUGGCAGGAGUCCGAACAAGAUGGGGGAGUAGAUAAAAAUAAUUCUCUCACGUAGCGCUGCCGAAACAUCACAACAUACACUCUGCGUUGGCUGCGUCAUCCAUUGGCGUGUGCUGUGUGGUGCAUGUAUCUUUCCUUUUUUUUACCUGGCGUUUUCUUUGAUCUUGACUUGAGUGCUCAUGGGCAAUGGGUUAUUGUCUCCGUCUGCGACUGCGGUGACGAACGAUGUCUUUCUGGGUUGGUACGUUUCCUGGAUACACACGAUGACGAGCAAAGGAACUCAGGCUGUGCUGUGCUGUAGUUACUACUGGUGAGGCGUACGUGAUGGUGUUGCAGCAGCUGAGCGCCAGGACACAGGGCAAGCAGUUGAAGUCUAGUGCUCAACGUGUAGUGGAGAAAGUUUAGACGGUAGCAAAAGAUGGGCAUGAUCCUGUCCAGGUUGGUGAAGUCCUCAUCAUCCCAGGCUGCUGCUGCAGGUCGCAGGCCAUGGGCAAUGUCAGUAUCGCCGGAGCUGGCUGGCUACGUGUAUGUCACUGCGGCAUGUGCACCGCACAACCAAGCCCUUCCUGUGCUACAUGAAUAUGAAAGCAAGCUUUCUCAAGUAUCCAAUGAGGUGGUGCGUCAGACUCUGAAGGGCGACGCUAACGCAAAUGUAGACCAUGCAGUAGUGGAGAUCUGCAGAGCUGAGGGACUUAGUCAUACCAUCGAAGAGCGGUUUGCUGAUAACUUGCGAGCAUGUCUUGUUCAGAUUCACAGCGUUGCGGCCGUCAUAGCCCACGCAGAUAGGCUGCGCGCUGAAAGAUUCACCAGUGAAAACAGCGAGCAUGAGGAGGCCCUCCUAGAACUAUGGUCGUUACUUCAACCUGAUGUUGCAUUGACGGAGCGUAUGUCCAAGCAGUGGACUGACAUCGGCUUCCAAGGAAAUAACCCAGCAACUGACUUCAGAGGAAUGGGAUAUCUUGGCCUGCUGAACUUGAUCUACUUUGCCAAGCACAGAACCGCAGCCGCCCAGCGACUUCUGCUGCACUCGCAGCACCCUACAAUCGGGUAUGGAUUUGCCCUGGCAGGAAUCAAUAUGACAAGCCUGGUCUUGGAGCUGCUUUCCAGUGACCACCUGCAGGCGUAUUUCUACAAGGAAUGCUGUGGCAAGACGGUGACGCUUCAGGACUUGCAGGAUGUCUUUUGUGGGCUGUUCGAGCAGUUUGACCGCUUCUGGAUUGCGAGGGAGCCUGAAAACGUGAUGGCAUUCAAUGCAGUGCGCAGUGACUACAAGCUCGCCUUGGAACGCUCCCUGCGUACUCGAUUCGCAUGGCAGCUCUCGGAAGAAGAGUUUGCUGCAGUGACGUCUUGAUCUGAGCCUCCAUGAGCGCUGAUCGUCUACAUCUGCUGGUCGGUGUGUAGAUGCCUGUGGCUAAAAAUCGGUAUAACUCUCUUCUGCUACGCUUCUUUAUCGUGGCAGGUGUACGAUUUGCUGAUCCCAGUGUUGCACUAACUGUAUGUGAGCGACGGCAUAGCUUGUGAAAAGGGUACAGAGAGAGAGAGAGAGCGAUGCCAAUUUCCAGAAUGGGUGAAGCUGAGUGUAAUGCUACUCGUCAUUACAAACCCGGAAAUAGAGAGUGCGCAAUGCAAACGUGACCUGUGCAAGCUACGUUGGAUUUGUACAACUCAGUCUUUGUGGAGGCCACCAGGAAUCCAGCAUGAUCGUAUUGCUGCGUGGUGGAUUAAAUCGCGCUCCAUGUUCUUCGGAGGGCUCUUGGAAUUCAGCAUGAUUUUAUUUCCGAAUGGUGAAUUCAACCGCACUCCUUAUCCGCAAAGGUUGGAAGCGCCAAGGCAAUGAGUCCCCGCCACACCGUCAAAGAAGGAGUCUUUUACACAUGCAGAAGGUAACAUUGUGAUGUGGUGUGUCUUCGAUGCCAGUACGCAGUGACCUAUCAUAGUCCUUAUUUUAUUGCUACCCUGAGUCUCGCUUGACCGCUGUGUUUCCGAUAACUAGUAUUAUCUUAUCAGUGAUGCUGAAACAUGUAGUUGCAUGCUUUGUCUUUGUGUACUGUAGGUGUGGCCGUCUAUACACCGGUACAUAGGCUCUCUCUCUCUUUUUAAGAACUUGGCUUCAUUGAGAGGCCAAGUUUUCCAACUUUUCAUGCUCACUUUUGAGCUCCCUCAGAUUAGUGCAAGUUCACUUUACCUUUUUUAAAAACUUUUUUUGCUGUAGCUGAACAUGCUUUUGAUUAUGAUCAGGGAGAAGUAAAAUACUACUCCAAGCUUUAGAGAGACCUUUUA